UUUUGUUGUGAAAUCUGGCAACCCUCGACACAAGCUCAGAGGCCUCUGCACACAAGAACGUAACAUCACGAACAUACUCUUAACCACCAUUUGGAGAAACGAGAAAAAGAAGUAGGAACGAGAAGAAAUAUUAACCGCAGAUAAUUUCGAAGAUGAUAGUAAGAUGCUGUGUCAUUUAUUUACUUCUGCAUCUAACAAGCAAAGUGUCUCUGCAGGACUCUGCAAAUACAUUUGAUCGUGUUGUUGGAGACUCGGUCACCUUGCCAUGCAUAUAUGUGAAUCAACAGCCAAGUACUGAUGUACUUUGGCGACUCAAUGCAAGCAUAGAAGUGUUAAAUAUUAUAGAUGGAAACCCCUCAACAGAAAAGCAGGAUGGAAUAUUCAGGAAUAGAAUAGAAAGUUUUCCCUCAGAGUAUGCAAAGGGAAACUACUCGAUUAAACUGAAAGAUCUGAAUUUCAAUCAUGCAGGAAUCUACACUUGUUUUUUACAAAAGUCAAAUGAGAAAAAGAGGAUGCAGCUUUAUAUAAAAGAAAAGCCUGAUACAGAAAAGCCAACAGAAAUGGAAGCAGACAGAACUGUCAGCGAUUCUUUAUAUUCUAAUGUCACGCAUUUUGAAAAUCUCUGUCGCCGAUUGUGCAGUGUGAACACAGCAGUGACUGAAUGCUGGCCAAGAUAGUUCUGCAGUGUGAAAAGAACAGUGACCCGACUACUUUUGAAAAUUGUGCAGUCUGAGCUCGGCUUUAUUCUACGUGCUUAAGAUGUGUUUUUUUCUUCUACAUGUUAUCUUAAUGGGUUUUUGCCUUGUUUUAAUUUUAGUUUUAGUAUAACAUUAUAAUAAUAUAAUUUAUAUUUUUACUUUAAUUAUUUAAAGAAGAAACCAAUCAAAAGUAUAUUUCACUUUUGAGGCUUAAUACUUUAGAAAAAAUACUUAAAGUUUUUCAGUUAGAGCGUUUUUUAUCUCAAUGAUACGGCACGCAGUUGCAUCAAACAAUGGUAUAAACAUCAUGCAAUGUAAAUUGUGAAAAUUGUUAUAAUUUCAAGGGAAUAAUCGACAAUUAUGACUUUUGUAAUAAUCGUGCAGCCCUAUAAUGUAGUACUUUGUACAAAUAACUACUAACUCAUAUCAUGAAGUGUAUCACGAAGUAUGUUGGUCAUGUUGCCUAUAGUAUUGAACAGACAAGCUAUUUUAUGUGUGUUUAUUUUCUGUUAUCUUCGAAGUGUUCGUUUUUUAACAAUCUGCUAAAACAUUAAAAAUAGUGAUUAAAAAAUUA
Molecule: messenger RNA, 1272 nt
Organism: Carassius auratus (goldfish)
Lineage: Eukaryota; Metazoa; Chordata; Actinopteri; Cypriniformes; Cyprinidae
Product: CD276 antigen homolog
Exons: 4
Coding region: 153-677 (174 amino acids)
Biological process (GO): cellular response to lipopolysaccharide; negative regulation of T cell proliferation; positive regulation of T cell proliferation
Cellular component (GO): external side of plasma membrane
Source: RefSeq, a predicted model, not a curated record